AUCUCCGUCAUCAUGGAAAAAGAGGUCGCUCCGGAUGGCGUCGUCAAUGCAACGGACGCGGAAUUGGUUAUUCAAAACAGUGGCGGAGAUGCCGCAGUCCAGGCUCGAGAAAAGGCGUUAAUCUGGAAGCAAGAUCUUCAUAUUAUUCCUCUCAGUGCUGCAAUCUACCUCCUCUGUUAUCUGGAUCGGUCAAAUAUCGGAAACGCCAAAAUCAUGAACUCAGAAACUGGCAAUGAUCUCCUGACCGAGACGAACAUGUCCUCGUACGAGUAUACGAUCGCAUUGAUGGUCUUCUUGAUCGCCUACGCUCUUUUUGAAGUUCCAUCCAACUAUUUUCUCAAGAAGCUCAAACCGAGCAGAUGGAUCGCUUUCUUGAUGCUGUCAUGGGGAGCAGUGACAAUGGGACUCGGUGGGGCACACAACUAUGCACAAGUAACAGGCCUUCGCUUUCUGCUUGGAGUCCUGGAAGCCGGUCUCUUUCCCGGACUCGUUUACUUCCUCACUUUCUGGUAUCGCACAUCAGAACGAAGCAUGCGCGUAGCUUUGAUUCUUGCAUCCGCGACGCUAGCAGGGGCUUUUGGCGGCGCCAUAGCUUACGGAGUUGGACAUAUGAACCAGGCCCAAGGUCUUUCAGCGUGGCGCUGGCUCUUUAUCAUUGAGGGCGCACCGUCUUUAGCGUCCGCUUUCCUGGUGUGGUUCAUCCUCCCAGACUACCCUGAAUCCGCAAGCUGGCUGUCGGAAGAGGAAAAGGCACUUGCGGCGCAGCGGCUCGCGGUCGAGGGAUCCAAAGGUGGCGCAAAAGCAAUGACAUGGCAGGACGCUAAAGAGAUUUUACUCGACUGGCGUUUAUACGCUCACUACGUGGUCUACUUCGGCAUAUCUGCUCCCUUCUCGAGUCUCUCGCUUUUUACCCCGGCAAUUACUAGCGGUCUGGGCUAUACUAGUCUGAACGCGCAGCUUAUGACGGUACCUCCUUGGGCGGUAGCUUAUGUCGUCACAACAGCUGUUGCUUGGUCUGCAGAUCACUUUAAUAGGUACCCUCGUAUAUCCUUGCACCGCUACGGCUGCUUAAUCGUUGCAACAAGCGGCUCAUUUGCCUGCAUCCCGCCACUUUUGGGCUGGCUCUCAUCCAACAUCCGAUCCACAGCCGGAACGGGUCUCGCUAUCGCUUUGAACGUGUCAUUUGGCGCGCCAGGACAGAUUGUAGGCGUAUGGAUCUAUAAAUCUAAUGAGGCGAAGAGGGGAUAUCCGACAGGUCACUGGACAAAUGCGGCGCUGUUACUGCUUGUUACGGUGGGCUGUUUGGCAUUGAGGGUGUAUUACGGGUGGAGAAAUAAGAGACUAAAGGCUGGUGGGAGUGGCCAGAGGUUCGCUUAUUGA
This is a messenger RNA of Aspergillus nidulans FGSC A4, 1380 nucleotides long. Its product is annotated as putative MFS transporter. The record is from RefSeq and is a predicted model, not a curated record. Gene Ontology annotation, cellular component: membrane. Gene Ontology annotation, molecular function: transmembrane transporter activity. Gene Ontology annotation, biological process: transmembrane transport. Bases 13 to 1380 code for a protein of 455 amino acids. Lineage: Eukaryota; Fungi; Ascomycota; Eurotiomycetes; Eurotiales; Aspergillaceae. The transcript is spliced from 8 exons.